This is a messenger RNA of Cryptotermes secundus, 5649 nucleotides long. RefSeq names its product calcium-activated chloride channel regulator 1. The record is from RefSeq and is a predicted model, not a curated record. NCBI's taxonomy places the organism in Eukaryota, Metazoa, Arthropoda, Insecta, Blattodea, Kalotermitidae. The transcript is spliced from 14 exons. Bases 1171 to 4530 code for a protein of 1119 amino acids.
AAUAUAAACGUGAGCUGUUGUAAUUAUUACGUUACAUAUAUACCUGUAACUAAUAAAACCCAGUUACUGUUAAACGAAGGUGUAAACUGACGUUAGAAAUGUGGAGAAAUGUGCGUUUCGAAAGAGGACAAUGUAAUGAAGGGGUAGAAUGAUAAUGUACAAUGUGGGACAUUGCGUUUAUUCUGCCGAUUGUGGGUAUUUCUUCUAAAUCUAAAUCACAUUUAUAUUUCGAACCCGCCGUGCAAAGUACAUCGAGUUAUUCUGACAUGAAUACAAAAUUUGUGCUAAAUGGUUUUGAGUUGGGUGAUAUAUUUCAUGCCACUGAAGGAAGAGUAACUUACCACAGUACUGUGUAAAUGAACUCGACUUUAACUACAUGAACAUUAAAACGUGUUUUUAUAGUACAGUACAAAUUAUUAUUCCAUGAGCACAAACUGUAUGACCCGCUGUUUUAAAAUGUUGAUAUUCGUCGACUAAGCUAAUUUCUUUGUGUUAAUGAUGGAAUUCUGCACAUAAAUCAUCUAUCGCAGACCACUGUGGAGAUUUUCUUUUCAUGGAAAUGCGAACGCAAUGCUAGCAUGCACUUGCCAAGCCACGCAUUUGAAAUUCACGUCAGUUUCGCUGAUUGCUUCAGUUUAAUAAAAUAUGCAGCAACGUGUGUCUCACGACAGUGACUAUGAAGAUUAUUGUAUUAUUUUAUGUGACGCCAUUUAAUCUGGUGGUUCGUUACCGUCCUUUCGGAUGAACCUACUGCCUCCACCUUGGAGUUAAUACAGUGUGUGUUAUCAUUAUUCAGACUGGGACCGCGUUUUGAACUCUCAGUGAACUUCCAAUUGCUGUCACGCUGUAACACAAACUGUUUCAUUGCUUUAAGAAGAAGAAACUUUGUUGUGACUGUGUUUGUCACCAUCUUUGUGACUGGAGCAACUUCAUGUGCCGCCAGUAGUUGUAGUCAGCGUUCCGGUGAACACAGAAGCUCUCAUGCGAGGCAGGACUUCGAGCUUGGGACGUGGCAGUACGAGCGACAACCAGAAGGUGAUGAUUUCGCAGUCAUCGGGAGGCAGGUUGCCUGAGGAAUGAAGAUUGAAAUAGAGCCGGCCACUUCAGCUACUUCGAUCCUUCUCUUUUAAUAGCCAUUAAGUCCAGCCUUCUGAUCCUAUAAAACUGUCCAUGACUGAAGCGUCGCAGUUUCUACAUCAGGCACUAGAUGGCAGGGCAUACUGGCGGUCUGUGACGGUGCUGCUACCUGAUACUUGGCCCUCAAACUGCAUAGCCCGCCCUGUGGUAGGUGCGAGUGGAGAGAAGGCGGAUAUUUUGAUUGGCGUGCCUCAUCCCGUGUUCGGAAACGCACCCUGGACACAGCAGUCUCAGGGAUGUGGGCAACCUGGCGACAAGAUCCAUCUCAGCUAUAGACAGCUGCAGAAUAUCGGUCGCUCACUUGUACAGCAAUGGGCAAAGUACCGCUAUGGUGUGUUUGAUGAAGUGGGCUACCAGUCUGAUUCUGUUUACCCACUUUGCUACAGGGGUGAUCGUGGCCAAAAUCAAGUCACUGGCUGUUCAGAUCUUCCAAUCCAGGACAUGGGGAUGUGUGAGAAUCCAGGUUCAUGGUACAACUUCAGUGAACUGGUGCAUCCUGAUGCUAGCUCAUCCAUUAUGUUUACUGCAGAGGCCCCCCAGCUGAAUAGAUUCUGUGAUGCAAGCACCCACAACAGAUAUGCGCCAACAAAACACAACCUCAUUUGCAACCGGAGGAGUAUGUCAGAUGUGAUCAUACAGCACACAGACUUUGUCAACAGUGUUGAAGAUUCAUCUGUGGUGACAAACACAACACCAGUGUUCCAUUACAAGAAACGCCUUUUAACAAGGUAUGUGCUGGUGAUUGAAGGCACACAGGAUAUGCAUAUACGUGAAUCAUGGACUUUCCUGCGAUUGGCUAUACGCAAGUGGGCAGGUCAUGACCUUCCAGCAAACACAGAGGUGGGACUUGUACUCAGCAAUGAUACAACAGGACAUCGUCUCCUGCCACUGUCUCCACUCAGUACACAUGUGAGGAGUCAAGUCUCUGGGAAUAUUCCGUUUACUCCAGGAGAUUCCCAUAAUGCAGCUUGCCUUCACUGCGGCAUACGUCAGGCUCUUGACAUGCUUCAUGAACGUUAUCUCAUGAGGGGACCUGCCAGUUCCGUUAUAGUGGUGAUAGCUCCUGGCAUGGAUCACUCUAUUGAGAUAGACCCAUUACUGAGUCUGGCUGUCGAUGAGGGUGUCCGCAUUGCUACUAUCAACUACCCGGCCAUUCUCCGUCCUCUCCCUCUUGACCGUCUAGCACAUGCUACAGGUGGUCCAUACUACACAGUGCAGGAGCAGCGCUACAAUAUUGCCACCUCAUAUGUAUCAACAUAUUUUAAGCUGGCAAAUGUGAUGUUCAGCAUUGCAACACAGUUCUAUCAGGGCAGCCUAGCAGGCAUGCCAUUGGAGAUCCACAGGCGAGAAUUGUCUGAUGAUGGACGCAGCAGUGUGACAGGAAGCUUUGUGCUAGAUGAGUCACUUGGCGAGCCUGCGCAGUUCACUGUUUUCACUCACAACAUUGAGAAUCCGCUGAUACGAGGCAUCUCACUUGUAAGCCCGUCCCAGGUUGUCUACUCAGCUCAGUCAGAUUCUCUGGUUGCUGUCAGGCUGCUCACACUCUCUGCAAAUAUCAAUGAGACGGGCAGCUGGACAUACACCAUUGAGCGCUUUACAGGGAAUCCCCAGCCCCACUUUGUACAGGUGAUGGCAACUCCAAGGUCUUCAACAGCUCCUGUUGUCCGAGCUCAUGCCUGGACUAGCCAAGGAGUUUCCCCAUUGGUCCUCUACACCGAGGUGAAGCGUGGUGACUAUCCAGUGCUUGGUGCUAAAGUGGAGGUGACAGCCAUCCAUCCUUCAAGCAAUGGCUCCAGCCUGCACAAGGAGAAGUUUGAGCUACUUGACACAGGCAGUGGGGACCCUGAUGUUACAAAGGGAGAUGGAGUGUACACACGUUACUUUAAUGUAGGUCAUGGUGGACCAGGUGUGUACACAUUUGAGGUGACAGUUACAGACAAUGGCAAUACCGCAUACUCCUGGCAAGAAACACUGUCCCUACCGUCAUCAGACUCAGGUGUACGGUGUUGUGGUAGUGUGGUGCCAACACCAGCUGUGCAACCACUUGCGCCCUUCCAGAGAGUGUUACCUCCAAUCUCUAUCACUUUGUCACAUGAUGAUAUAUCAUCACAGCCCAUCGUGGGUCGUAUUGGUGAUCUCCGUGUGGAGAUACUUGCUGCUGACCUAAAAGCUCGCCUCACAUGGACUGCUCCUGAUAUGGGUGGUUUACCUGUGGCUCGUUAUGAGCUUAGGUAUGCCCGAACAAUAACUGAUAUCAUUGACCGUUUUGAAAUAUCUAUGUCUUGGGAAUAUGGUACUCCUUUUCCAUUAGCUCCUGGUUCUGAAACAUCAUUCACCCUUGACUUUACAAGAAAUCCAUCACUGUUAGAUAUUCCCUUGUUUUAUUCUAUUCGUGGGUUUACAGAUAGCUCUGAAAAUUCUGUUGGUGGUCCCAUUUCAAACUGGGUUCGUGUUCUUGUCCCAUCACCUCCGCCACCACCCCCACCACCUUCUACACCCCCAACAUCCACUUAUGACCUUUCGUCAUACUCUAAUGAAGGUGAUGACGAUGACACUAUUGUUCCUCGUAUCGCCAAGGACUCUGACUUUGGGUUGGAGUUAAUAUUGCCUAUUGUUGGAGGAGUGGCCCUUUUAACAAUUUGCAUCGCUGUGUACUGCUACUUAUGUGUUCUUCGGCGACGCCACGGGAACUCUGAUAAGAAAGCAGAAAGUAAAGGGAAGCAUUCCAGUAACAGAAAGCAACAAGUGACAUCACAGAACACUGCUGUAACUAUUGUGCCUUCAUCUCCUAUAUCAGCAAACAAUGGUAACAGCAGUUUGAGUCUAUCUCCAUCCCAGACUCAGGAGCCAAAUGGACUGCCACAGUUUGAUCAGUGCCUUGGUGAAGAGAAGAAACGAUUCAGUGUGGCACAGCUUCAGCAAGAGGAACAGAUGUUGCAGCAACAGCAACAGCAGCAGCAGCAGCAGCAGCAGCAUGCAACGCCACAUAUCGUACCUAACCCUAAUGCCAGUGGUAUCAGCACCAUAUCAAACGGUACCAGCACGCUAGUCCGUGGUCGAACACUCAGCCCAUACCAGUCUUGGACAGCUUCACAGCUACUGCAUGAACAUGAACGACGUCAUAGUCCCUAUGGAGGAGUUGGAGAAGAACUCAUUGGGAAUGGAGGAAAUCAGACACAGCUGCCUCCCCCUGUGCCACCACUUCCAUCUUUCAACCCCCAGCACAAUGGGAUAUAUACAUCCGGACCCAUAUAUGGUGUUCAUCCAGGAACAUUUGUAAAUGGUGGUUAUCACAGAAAUGGAUCCCUGGUCCCGUUUAACCCUAGUCUUCAGGGAUCGCUCAGUUCAGUCAGCAGUGGAGACAGAAAGAAACGAAAUGUGACGAUGGUAUAAUAAGUUCUUCUCAUGUUGGUAUUGGAACCAGUUCUUAAUCUAAUGUGCUGAAGCUUUAAAACGCCAACAUGUGGUUUUAUAUUAUCGAAAAAUGCUUAGUUCCAAUUGGGCACUUAGAAAGAGACUAUAUGUGAAAAUGUUAGUUUGGUUAUGGUGCCAAUCAAUAUGCGAGAACACGUGAAAAGAAAUAUCUUUUAUGAACGAUGUUCCCUUACACUAGUCAUGUACUGCAUCACAUUAAUUAUGAAAGUAGUGUAUAUAUAUCAUUGUUGCUAGGAUCUGAGACCUGAACAAUAACACACAAUCAUAAUGUUGGAGGUAGGAAGUGCACUUGUAUGCAUAAGGUUUGUUUAAUUGCAUACCUCAUGACACUGUUGCAUUCAUUGUGAAUGCCAUUAGAAAAUGUUGGUGGAAUAUUUCAUAGUACCAACAUGGCAUUAGCAAUGAGGGACUAAGAGAAAGAGAAACUUCAGGUAUGAUUGUCUUUUUCUGAACUAGGUUCCUCCUGUGUGUAAGUUAGAGGAGCACUUGAGCUAACCUCAAUUGAAAGGUAUGCUUGGGCACUUAUCAGUUUUAUAACCCCCCAUAAAUUUCUAAAUGCUUGCAGUGCUGACAGAAACAUGGUCUGAUAACUAUCAUUUAUGGAUGGGGUUGCAGAUGGCAGCAUUUGCAGCAGGUUUUAAGAUACUGUAUGCACGAAGGACAUAGAUGAAUGUGGUUGGUCCAACCAGGAUUUGAACUGAGUACCUCCCAAGAACAAUCAAGGAGUUGGGGUUCAUUUCCUGGUGGCUGGAAAGGGGGUUGAUUCUUAGCAGUGGCAAGAGACAGUUCUCCAUAACAACCAGACUGGUUCUGAGCCCCAUCCAGCUUCCUGUUCAGUGGGCUCUCUAGUGGUAAAGCAGUUGGUCUGUGAAAUGACCACUCGUCUCUGUCUGGUACCAAGUUCAAGAAUAGUGGAGCUAUACCUCCCUUUCCCCAUGUCUUCAUGGCAUGGUGCCCAAUUAAGCCCAAAUGUAAGUUUACCUAUUUUUAUUACUGCUUCUCUUUGGGCAUGCGGUAGUGUAGUUGAUUGAGGCACUAUGCUACAACCCGGAACAUUGCGGGUUCAAGUCCCGAUGA